Molecule: messenger RNA, 1578 nt
Organism: Xylaria bambusicola
Lineage: Eukaryota; Fungi; Ascomycota; Sordariomycetes; Xylariales; Xylariaceae
Exons: 3
Coding region: 189-1499 (436 amino acids)
Source: RefSeq, a predicted model, not a curated record
CGACAACCCCAUGCUUCUAUGCACUAGGCCCUAUAAUACCUAACUGAAGUCUUCUUGACAUCUGACAUUCCCCGGAAGCCUCCCACACUCUUUACACCAUCUAUUCCCAUCACUAAUAAUUCUUAGAAUCACAUCCAAAAAUUUGUCUACUGACGUUCACAUUCCAUCAUUCCCUCAACCACUACACAAUGGCUUCAAAUCAUGACCAAGGUUUACACUAUGAGUACUCGUUUCCAACGAACCGAGGUGGUCCAGAUGGUCAUGCUUCGAAAAAGCUGCAUCGACGAGGGCGGAACAACCAACGUGACCAGUGUGAACAGGGUGAUUAUGACUUAGGCCCGGGGAAAGAUCUAGAAGCCAGUUAUGAGCAUAGCUCUGGCACCAGGAAGUUCUUGAAGAACAACUUGAACAAGAUACGCGGGAAUGGUCUUGAGCGGGAUGAAAGGCUUGCCGUCGAUCAGCAACAACGGUUAGAGAAGGAAUUGCACGAAUUAAGACAGAUAAGCUCAGACCAACGGAAAGAGAUUGAGGAGCUUAAGAGGAUGAUUCGAGACGGCGAUGAAAAGUCGAAUAAGCUGAAAAGGCGAAAUGAAAAGCUCCAAGCACAGAUUGACAAUGAUGAGUCAGUCUUAGGGCACCAAAAGUCCGACGAGGAUGUCAAAGCACCAUUCCAAAGCAUGAAUAUUGCCAUCAAGAACUGGACCAGUAAAUGGUGCGAUACUACCCGGCGCAACAUUGAAUGUACCUUUGACAGACUUUUCUGUGAAAAGAGGAUGGGUAUUGUCCAGAGUAUCCUACCCUUAGUCAAGAACCAGGACGACUUCAUCUCCCUAAUCCUUGAUGUCAAGCGACGGCGCAAGUUUGUCCGUGGAUGGAUUGGAUUCCACAUCGCUAAUGACAUAUUCCGCACGUUGCCAGGGCCAAGUGGGAAUGAGUCCGGGUCGGACAUCUGGAUCCCCGCCAAGAUUCGCGGUUCAGUGGAUGAAGUCGAGCACACGUUGCUGAGCUCAGGCAAAUGCUUAAGUAUGAGCGACUUCAACCAAUGGCGAUCCCUCACUAUGACUCUUUUGUUCAAAAAAUACCCUAGCAUCUCCGACGAUGCGUGGUGCUUCAUGUCAGAGAACGCGAGGGAUGCGGUACACGACAUCGCUCCUAUUAUUCCGAGAGUCGAUAGAGAUGCUGCUGUCAAGCACCUCAUAGAAACCGUUUAUAGACCUGCAUUAGAGUUCGCCCAAUUGCUCAGACGCCAGCGAGCUCUAUGGAGCGUCCGAUUCCCUUGCCUAAUGACAGUUGGCAGGAGCUCCAUCUUCAACCCAGCAUGCAUGAAGGAUUCCGAUGACGACGAGGAAGAGCCAAGACAGCUCGAUGCACAAAGGUACAUCGAAAUAGUCUCUACACCUGUACUUUACAAGUCAGGAAACAUUGAUGGCAAACAGUAUGAUGAAGAGAAUGUUGUUGAAAAGGCAGAAAUCUCAUGUGAGGCCUUUGGUGCACAAUAGCUCGAUAUCAAGUCAUGGUGUUUUCCUUAUAACUCAGAGCCUUCGAGGCUAGACGGGGGUUACGUAUCGAGAUGAUUUA